UGCACGUGGAGUGAAACUUGUUCUCGCAGACGACAUUUGUUUUCAUAAGGACAUUACCACGGUUUGAGGAGUUUUCCUUUUUUGUGGCAAAAAGACAAAUUUUGUGUUGACAAAGAACAUUUUGCUUUCCAUUUUCCCAUUUUAAACUUGUAAAAACAUAAACAUAACAAAAGUUGCGCUACUUUGGCUUAGACUUUGGCCCAUCUUGGAUGCUGUGAAUUCUUUCCGCGACUUUCUUGCGAUUUUGUAUCAAGAAACUUCAAAAUCGCGGCAAAGUGAUGUAGAACAAAAACCGGACUAUUGCUGCUUAUUUCCAAAGGACUAAGUCGCUGCCGCAAAAAGUUAAUGAUCUAAACUGCCAAAAUUCGGCGGAAAGUCAGAUGUCCGAUUCUGUGAUGUCUACCACCUCUGACGAUAUGGAGAUGGACUUGGAUGAUGACACAUACGGGGGCAACAUGUCCGACGACUCUCUUCAUUCUUUUAUUAUCAAGCCCGAUGGUGAGGUAUGCUUUGCAUGCGGUGAUCUCAUAACGGACCGAUACUUGCUUCGGGUUAGUGGGCGUUCGUGGCACGUGGCCUGUUUACGGUGCUGUGUUUGUCAAAAUAUCCUCGACCGACAACACACGUGUUUUGUGAAAGAAGACAACGUUUACUGUAAAAUAGACUAUGCCAGACAAUUCGGGACAAAAUGUGCAAAAUGUUCACGGAGUAUUCAAUCAAACGAUUGGGUGAGGAGAGCCAAGGACAAUGUUUAUCAUUUGGCGUGUUUCGCUUGUGACAGUUGCAAGAGACAAUUAUCAACAGGGGAGGAAUUCGCAUUACAAGACAAUAGAGUGCUUUGUAAAACACAUUACGUUGAGUUAGCGGAAGGCGGAACGAAUCGAGAACAGGAUAGCGCAGCCAGAAACAAAGCCAAAAGAGUUAGGACAACAUUUACUGAUGAACAAUUACAGGUGCUUCAAGCUAAUUUCCAACUUGAUUCGAAUCCGGACGGCCAGGAUUUAGAACGAAUAGCUCAAAUUACGGGAUUAAGUAAACGCGUGACGCAAGUCUGGUUUCAAAACUCACGGGCGAGGCAGAAGAAACACCAACAACAAACUACCCCGGGGGACCCCAAUGGGAUGGACAGCAGUCACGGGAUGCAGUCGUCGCCGACGAGUAGUCCUGCGGGGUCACCUUGGUAGUUUUUCUUCAUCUUCAUCAUUACCUCGCCAACAACCAUAUCAGCGCACGGAUGUCAGAGUGAAGAAGACGUUGUGCGAUAUGUUGGGUUUUCGUACGAAAAUGGCUUGCUAGGAGGACCGUGACCUCUCCAGACAGGACCCUUAAAAAACUACGCUAGCCAUCUCCAACACCACCUGCAGCGACGCAUAGUGGCGAUUUGGUAUAUGAUCCUUUGUCCCACUAAAUAUUCGGGUCUCUUUGUCCCUGGCGGUGUUUGCACGUGUAUGAUGUCAUCAACAAGCCACAAACACUUCAGAAGCAAAAUUAUUUCAUCGGGAGGGGAUAAAGGAUCCAAAUUGAAAUUACUUCUGGUUGCCAAGUUUUUUCUUUUCUUAUUCUUCUGGCACACUGAUGUUGCAAAGCCUGCAGACGGAGUCGAGAUAUGUAAUUCGGGACGUUUCGAAACGUCUCUCGUGUCCUUUACCGGUGUCCGAGCAAAAUGGGUUCUUAUUUCAAUCAUUUGACAUAUAUUAGCCUCGUGGUCUUCGAGUGGCCCUGGACUUCAAUGACAUCAACACCAGAGCGAAAUGAAAUAUUUUGAGAAAAUGGCGUGUUCAAUAUUUUAGUACAUUCUCAUGUCAGGGACUACCAUGACGCCGACAUAAACUUUUGUACAGAAAAAAUAUCAAAAUGAAUUUUGUAAAUUGUUAAUUGUAAAUAAUUAUUUAUGGAUAAAUAUGGUUAUAGUUGUUGUUAAAUGUGACGUCAUCACUGUCAGCGGUUUAUUUCAUCAGAGUUUAUUUCAUUUUCGGUCAUGCGCCGAGUUGUGUCGUUCCCACUGUAUAAGGUGUUGAAGGAAAUUGGGUCCCCAAGAGAAUGUCUAGGGCACAUCGCUCAGGCCUACUUUGGCCUCUUUUAUGAUAUUGGCCUCUAUACAAUGUUUCACAACUCUUCUGUAGAACUAUACACUGAGAAAAUCACGGAUUGAUGUUCGCUUCUCCGGCCCUGUAAGCGGACAAGAACCGCCGAUUCCUUCAGGAUGAUAGAACCAGAACUCAAGACUGACGAUACUGUGAUGUAAAUUUGGUUUUCUACUGGUAGAAAAGUAAACUAUGUUGUUGAUAUAUAUAUCCGUGUUGCGUGUUUAUUAAGAAUUAAGUUUCACAUUCCUCUCGCGAACAAGGAAGUACAUGUUCUUUAUACUCGACACUCCUAAAUCAGGAAGAGAUCAGAGAAGAUUAUUCAUACCAUUGGCUGACAAAAUGCAUCCGCCUACAUCGUAAUUCACCUAUUGUUGGGCCUCUCCGUUAGGUGUGCACAUUCAGGCCCGGAAUUCAUCUCAUUCAGGCCAUGCACGGAUGAAGCAACAUCCUUGUUAAGGUUGAUCCGGGUGACUGUCAUAUAAAAGCACAGCUCAGUUGAUUGAUAAAGAGGACCGUUUUCAUUGCAUGAUAUGUCAAUCCAGAAGGGGGGUAUUCGAUGAAAGUAGUA
Lineus longissimus is the source of this 2655-nucleotide messenger RNA. Its product is annotated as LIM/homeobox protein Awh-like. NCBI's taxonomy places the organism in Eukaryota, Metazoa, Nemertea, Pilidiophora, Heteronemertea, Lineidae. The transcript has 5 exons. The record is from RefSeq and is a predicted model, not a curated record. Gene Ontology annotation, molecular function: RNA polymerase II transcription regulatory region sequence-specific DNA binding; DNA-binding transcription factor activity, RNA polymerase II-specific. Gene Ontology annotation, cellular component: nucleus. Gene Ontology annotation, biological process: neuron differentiation; regulation of transcription by RNA polymerase II. The coding region runs from base 381 to 1184 and encodes 267 amino acids.